This is a messenger RNA of Polyodon spathula (Mississippi paddlefish), 8549 nucleotides long. Its product is annotated as sodium channel protein type 2 subunit alpha-like. Gene Ontology annotation, cellular component: axon; plasma membrane; voltage-gated sodium channel complex. NCBI's taxonomy places the organism in Eukaryota, Metazoa, Chordata, Actinopteri, Acipenseriformes, Polyodontidae. The transcript has 27 exons. Bases 195 to 6125 code for a protein of 1976 amino acids. Gene Ontology annotation, molecular function: protein binding; voltage-gated sodium channel activity. The record is from RefSeq and is a predicted model, not a curated record. Gene Ontology annotation, biological process: membrane depolarization during action potential; sodium ion transmembrane transport; neuronal action potential.
CGGUGCAGUAACAGGAUUUGUAGCCCUUUAUAUGGAAAACAUUUGAAAUCUGCAAUAUGGCGACAACUGCAGCUGUAUCCACCUUACCGUGACAACCUGCAAUGAAAAAGGUACUAUUUUUGCCAGCACACGUUCUGCUAACACUUUCUUAUGCAGGAGGCUAACUGUUAACUUUGAAGGUGCAGGAUGAAAAGAUGGCUCAACAGCUUAUACCGCCAGGACCUGAAAGCUUCCGCCUGUUUUGCCGUGAAUCUCUUGAUGCUAUUGAAAAGCGCAUUGCAGAUGAGAAGGCAAAGAAACCAAAAGGGGACCGUCGUGACAAUGAUGAUGAAAAUGGCCCAAAGCCAAAUGGUGACUUGGAAGCUGGAAAAUCACUGCCAUUUAUUUAUGGCGACAUCCCUAAAGGAAUGGAUUCAGAACCCUUGGAGGAUCUGGAUCCAUAUUACAUGAAUGAAAAAACCUUUAUAGUAUUGAACAAAGGGAAGACAAUCUUCCGAUUUAAUGCCACACCUGCCUUGUACAUCUUAAGUCCUUUCAAUCCUCUUAGAAAAGUAGCGAUUAAGAUAUUGGUACAUUCAAUGUUCAGCAUGUUUAUCAUGUUAACUAUCAUGACAAACUGUACGUUUAUGACCUUGAGCAACCCUCCUGAUUGGGCAAAGAAUGUAGAGUACACGUUCACUGGAAUUUACACAUUUGAAUCACUUCUAAAAAUUCUUGCAAGGGGCUUCUGUAUAGGUAAAUUUACAUUCCUUCGAGACCCAUGGAACUGGCUGGAUUUCAGUGUAAUCCUCAUGGCAUAUUUGACAGAGUUUGUGGACCUGGGCAAUGUCUCAGCAUUGAGAACAUUCCGAGUUCUCCGAGCGUUGAAAACAAUAUCAGUCAUACCAGGCCUGAAGACAAUUGUGGGCGCCCUGAUCCAAUCGGUGAAGAAGCUCUCGGAUGUAAUGAUUUUGACUGUGUUUUGUCUAAGUGUUUUUGCACUAAUAGGGCUUCAACUAUUUAUGGGCAAUUUAAGACAAAAAUGUAUACGGUGGCCAUCUGCCGAAUCGGGUUCCAAUUUAACUUUCUCCUUGAUCAGCAUAAUGGAUGUAAAUGGAACAGUGUUAAACUUAACUGAGAACACAUUCAACUGGACAGCAUACAUCAAUGACCAAACAAAUUAUUACUUCAAAAAAGGACAUAGGGAUGCUUUGCUGUGUGGCAACGGCAGUGACGCAGGGUGUAUUGACGGCCAAACUGUCCUGCGGGUUAAAACCAAUGUGUCACAACGAUUAUCUUGGAUAGUCCGGGCUUUCCUAUCAUUGUUUCGAUUAAUGACUCAAGACUUCUGGGAAAAUCUGUAUCAGCAGACCCUACGAGCAGCUGGGAAAACAUACAUGUUGUUCUUUGUGUUGGUCAUUUUCCUGGGAUCAUUUUACCUUGUGAACUUGAUUCUGGCUGUAGUUGCCAUGGCCUACGAUGAACAAAACCAAGCAACACUCGAAGAAGCCCAACAGAAAGAGGCAGAAUUCCAGGCAAUGCUUGAGCAACUGAAGAAACAGCAAGAAGAUGCACAGGCUGCCGCUGAAGCAGCAGUAGCAGCUGCAGCUGCCAAUGGGUAUGGUGAAUACAGUGGAGGCUGCGAAGUCACUGAGAGCUCCUCAGAGGCAUCAAAGCUCAGCUCCAAGAGUGCCAAGGAACGGAGAAACAGACGCAAAAAGAGAAAACAGAAAUGUGAGGACAAAGAAAAAGGGAACAUUGAUACAUUUCACAAAUCAGAAUCUGAAGACAGCAUAAAAAGAAGAGGCUUUGGCUUUUCUAUUGAUGGAAACAGGCUUAGCUAUGAAAAGAGAUAUUCCUCCCCAGACCAGUCUCUGCUGAGUAUUCGGGGCUCCCUGUUUUCUCCGCGACGCAACAGCCAAGCAAGCCUGUUCAGCUUUAGAGCACGCAGGGAUGUAGGCUCUGAGAAUGAUUUUGCAGAUGAUGAACACAGCACCUUUGAAGACAGUGAAAGCAGAAGGGGUUCACUCUUUGUGCCACAUAUGCAGGACAGACGCAACAGUAACGUCAGCCAGACCAGUAGAUCAUCCAGAGUAAUGCUUCCCAUCAACAGAAAGAUGCACUGCAACGUGGAUUGCAAUGGAGUGGUUUCACUAGUGGGUGGACGCAUUGUGCCAGAGGCCACCACCACAACUGAAACAGAGACCAAGAAGAAAAGAUUUGGGUCUUAUCAGAUGUCAAUGGACUUUUUAAAUGAGCCUAAUGCAAGGCAAAGAGCUUUAAGUGUGGCAAGUAUUUUAACAAACACUAUGGAUGAACUCGAAGAAUCACGACAGAAAUGCCCACCAUGUUGGUACAAAUUUGCAAACACUUUCCUCGUAUGGGACUGCAGCCCGAACUGGCUUCGAAUCAAGACGAUAGUGAAUUUAAUUGUGAUGGAUCCUUUUGUAGACCUUGCAAUCACUAUCUGCAUUGUUUUGAACACAUUAUUCAUGGCCAUGGAGCAUUAUCCAACGACCCCAGAGUUUGACAAUGUGCUGUCUGUGGGAAAUCUGGUGUUUACUGGAAUUUUCACUGCAGAAAUGAUUUUAAAAAUUUGUGCUAUGGACCCCUACUAUUAUUUUCAAGAAGGCUGGAACAUUUUUGAUGGUAUUAUUGUGAGCCUAAGCUUAAUGGAGCUUGGUCUGGCAAAUUUUGAGGGACUGUCUGUACUGAGGUCAUUCAGACUGCUGAGGGUGUUUAAAUUAGCCAAGUCCUGGCCAACUUUGAACAUGCUCAUCAAGAUCAUUGGCAAUUCUGUGGGAGCUCUUGGAAACUUGACUUUGGUGCUCGCCAUCAUCGUUUUUAUUUUUGCUGUGGUGGGAAUGCAGCUGUUCGGAAAGAACUACAGAGACUGCGUUUGCAAAAUUGAUGAGAAUUGCGAGCUACCACGCUGGCACAUGUUUGAUUUCUUUCAUUCCUUCUUGAUUGUGUUCCGAGUCCUGUGUGGAGAGUGGAUUGAGACCAUGUGGGACUGCAUGGAAGUAGCUAGUCAGAGCAUGUGCCUGAUUGUGUUCAUGAUGGUUAUGGUGAUUGGGAACCUUGUGGUGUUGAAUUUGUUCCUGGCUUUGCUUCUGAGCUCAUUUAGUGCAGACAAUCUUGCUGCUACAGACGAUGAUAGAGAAAUGAACAAUCUACAGAUUGCUGUGGGAAGGAUUCAGAGAGGCAUUGACUUCAUGAAAAACACCCUCAGAGAAUUCUUUCAAAACACCUGCAUAAGAAACAAGAAGGUGCUUAAUGAAAUCAAACCCCUUGGAGAGCUGCACAACAUAAAAGACAGCAGCAUUUCCAAUCACACAACAGUCGAGUUAAUAAAGGAGCCAGAUUUCUGUAAGGACGGCAAUGGGACAACCAGUAGAAUAGGCAGCAGUGUGGGAAAGUACAUAAUCAAUGAAAGUGAUUACAUGUCCUUCAUCCAUAAUCCUAGCCUCACGGUGACAGUGCCAAUUGCAGUGGGAGAGUCCGACUUUGAGAACCUCAACACAGAGGAAUUCAGCAGUGAAUCAGACAUUGAAUGCAGCAAAGAGCAACUAAAUCAGUUCAGCUCCUCUGAGGGAAGUACUGUCAACAUCCAACCACUUGGAGAAGGAGAGCCGAUAGAAGUGGAACCUGAGGAAGCCCUGGAGCCUGAAGCCUGUUUCACCGAAGGAUGUGUACGGAAGUUCCAGUGCUGUCAGGUGAACAUAGAGAAAGGCAAAUGGAAAAUGUGGUGGAACCUGAGAAAAACGUGUUUCCGGAUUGUCGAACACAACUGGUUUGAAAGUUUCAUCAUCUUUAUGAUCCUUCUCAGCAGUGGUGCAUUGGCCUUUGAAGAUAUUUACAUUGAGCAGAAGAAGACCAUCAAGAUCAUGCUGGAAUAUGCUGAUAAAGUCUUUACCUACAUCUUCAUUUUGGAAAUGCUUCUGAAGUGGGUGGCCUAUGGGUUUGUGAAGUAUUUUACCAAUGCCUGGUGCUGGCUGGACUUCCUGAUUGUUGAUGUGUCUUUAAUCAGCUUAACAGCCAAUGCCUUGGGCUACUCGGAACUGGGUGCCAUUAAGUCUCUUAGGACGCUACGAGCAUUGAGACCUUUAAGGGCCCUGUCACGGUUUGAAGGGAUGAGGGUGGUCGUCAAUGCUCUUCUUGGAGCAAUUCCAUCCAUCAUGAAUGUGCUCCUGGUCUGUCUUAUAUUCUGGCUCAUUUUCAGUAUAAUGGGUGUGAAUUUGUUUGCUGGGAAGUACUAUCACUGUGUUAACACCACGGAUGGAGAGCGCUUCCCGAUUAGUGUUGUUUACAACAAGAGCGAAUGCCUAAUGCUCAACCAGAGUGCCCGCUGGAAGAACGUGAAAAUCAACUUUGACAACGUGGGGGCCGGUUACCUGGCUCUACUGCAAGUGGCCACAUUCAAAGGAUGGAUGGACAUUAUGUAUGCAGCUGUGGAUUCACGUAAAUUCGACGAACAGCCUGAUUACGAAGUUAAUCUGUAUAUGUACCUGUACUUCGUUAUAUUUAUAAUCUUUGGAUCCUUCUUCACAUUAAACCUUUUCAUUGGUGUCAUCAUCGACAACUUCAAUCAACAGAAGAAAAAGUUUGGGGGUCAGGAUAUCUUCAUGACAGAGGAACAGAAAAAAUACUACAAUGCCAUGAAGAAGCUUGGAUCAAAGAAACCACAAAAGCCAAUUCCUAGACCAAUGAACAAGUUCCAAGGACUCAUCUUUGAUUUUGUUGCAAAACAAGUCUUCGAUAUUACCAUUAUGAUUCUCAUCUGCCUUAACAUGAUUACCAUGAUGGUGGAAACAGAUGACCAGACUGAAGAAAUGCAAAAUAAUCUUUACAGGGUUAAUUUAGUCUUCAUUAUACUUUUCACUGGUGAAUGUGUUCUGAAGGUGGUUUCACUCCGACACUAUUACUUUACCAUCGGCUGGAACAUUUUCGACUUUGUGGUGGUGAUUCUCUCCAUAGUUGGCAUGUUUCUUGCAGAAAUAAUUGAAAAAUACUUUUUUUCGCCAACCUUGUUCAGAGUUAUUCGACUUGCCAGAAUUGGCCGCAUUCUUCGACUUAUUAAGGGUGCUAAAGGAAUCCGCACACUUCUCUUUGCCUUGAUGAUGUCACUUCCUGCCUUGUUCAACAUUGGUCUACUGCUCUUUUUAGUUAUGUUUAUCUAUGCCAUCUUUGGCAUGUCAAAUUUUGCCUAUGUCAAAAAGGAAUCUGGCAUUGAUGACAUGUUCAACUUUGAAACCUUUGGCAACAGUAUGAUCUGCUUGUUUCAAAUUACAACAUCUGCUGGUUGGGAUGGUUUGCUGGCUCCCAUUCUUAACAGAGGGCAGCCAGACUGUGACAGUGAGAUAGAUCAUCCAGGCAGUUCUAUAAAAGGAAACUGUGGAAACCCAUCUGUGGGGAUUCUCUUCUUUGUCAGCUACGUUAUUAUAUCUUUUCUAAUUGUGAUAAACAUGUACAUUGCCAUUAUUCUGGAAAACUUUAGCGUCGCUACUGAGGAGAGUGCAGAACCACUAAGUGAAGAUGAUUUUGAAAUGUUCUACGAAGUCUGGGAGAAGUUUGACCCUGAUGCGACUCAGUUUAUGGAAUAUGGUAAACUGUCCAAUUUUGCUGAUGCUUUGGAUCCCCCGCUUCGUGUACCAAAGCCAAAUAAAAUCCAGCUCAUUGCCAUGGACCUGCCCAUGGUUAGUGGGGAGCGAAUUCAUUGCCUUGACAUAUUGUUUGCUUUCACAAAACGUGUGUUGGGGGAGGGUGGAGAAAUGGAUGCUCUCCGUGGGCAAAUGGAAGAACGCUUCAUGGCAUCAAAUCCAUCCAAGGUCUCUUAUGAACCAAUAACCACAACUCUACGUCACAAGCAGGAACACAUGUCUGCCAUUGUCAUUCAGAGAGCCUUCAGAUGCUACCUAUUCAGACGAACAGUUAAAAAAGCCUUUUAUUUGUUCAAAGAAAAAAUCAACGCAGGUGAAAAUCUACUUGACAAAGAAGAAAUGGUGAUUGAUAAAUUUAAUUACAACUCAAACACAGAUAAAAUGGAUGUAAUGCCUUCCAUGGCUUCCCCACCUUCCUAUGACAGUGUGACCAAACCAGACAAAUAUGAGAGAGACAAAGCAGAGAAGGAUGACAGGAGCAAAUAGUUCAGGGCGUAUAAAAAGUAAAAAGGAAACCAAAUGCAAGCUUAAAAUUCCAAUUAUAUGACAAAAUUGUUUACAGCCUGUGAAGGUGAUCUGUAAGUGUCAACUGGACUCCCUGUUUGUGUGGAGAUCUAUGCCAAACUGACAGUGCUAACUAAUCUUUCAAAGUGCUUACUAAUCUUUCAAACCCUCAUCAGGACACUGUGACUCCAACUGGCAGAGAAGAAUCCACAAUCUGCAUGAGGGGGUUACUGUUUUUGCUACCAGCUGACGCCACUAAAGAGAGAGUCAACAAGUGUAGUUUAACCCUAAAACACUUUAGUAAACACUUUAGUAUGACUAAUAUUAAAACCCAGUGUCUUGCAAUCCAACUGCCAUAUUUUUAUGUUUUUAAUAUAUAUAUAUUUUCCCACAAUCUUUGUGUUGGAUUUCAUUGUUUUUAAUUCAUAGGUUGUUUAUUAUACAGUAUGCGAGUAUUUUUGUAAGUGGGCUUUAUGUUAACAGGAGGGGGCUUAUGUACUCCUUUAAUGGUAAGAGGACAACAAACAAACAAACAAAAACAAAACCAACAAAGUUCGUGCAUGGAAGCAUGCUGAUCCCAUAAACCAUGCAUGAAGUCACCAAAAAAGUAUAUUUUUAUCCACUUCAGUGUUUCAGUGGCUCCCAACUUUUUGAGGUGUGUAUUUAACCACGUUUUGGUAAAUCCAGGUGUAUAUGUGUACCUUUAAAAAGAGAAAAAAAAAUCUGACAGGAAAUGGGUUAAGAAGGAUAACAAUAAGACAUGAGUCUUAUUAAGCCAUCUCUAGCUAUCAGUAAGGUUCACUAUGUGUAAAUAGUUAUUUUACUCUGUGGUGCAAAUUUGAGCAAACAAGAUUCUUGGCACAGUGGUUGCUGCAAUAAAUAUGUACCACGUUGUGUAGAUUGCAAGCUUUUGACAGGGUCAUGCUGUAUUCUAUAUCAUACACAAUUUGGAAGCUGUCACUGAUAUUGUCUAUUAAUGAUAUUGUCUAUUAUGGAAAGCCAUGUCAGUGGUGAAGUGAAACAAACUGUUCAACAGGACCUUAUUCCUCCAUAUCAUUAAGAUACAGUUUGCUGCGUUUCUGUUCUUUUUUAAAAGAAGAAAUGUUUCUAUUUAGGUUUUCUUAUGUUUCAAAUCGAUAUUGUCGUCUGUAUAGCCAUACUGUACAGAACACUCUACAAACUGCUUAAACUGGUUAAAAUACGUGGUUAGUUUUUACUAUAUGUGAAUAUAAAUAUUGAGAUGUUAAUUUUGUUUAUUUCUUUUUUAGCAUUUUUGUACAUAAAAUAUGCUAUUAAAAUGGGCUUCAGGUCAACGGCAUGGCCACGUAUGUUACUUUAGAUCCAUAGCACUUAUUUCAUUCAAGAACUUCCCUGAAUAAAUGAAAAUGGUCAUUUAAUUAUUUUUUUAAUUCUUGCACAUAUUUUUUAUAUAUAGUUUUGUUUUGUGUAAACUGGAAUCACAAUUCCUUUGUUUCUGCAUGGUGGUAUCUUGAAACGGACACUAGAUACGUAGCCUACUGUAUGAAUCUACAGUGUGGCCUGUCAACAGGGCUGCUCUGGUCAUAGUCUUUGAAUCUCUUGCUUUACAUGUACUUUUAAAACUGAAAUGUAUUUAUGAAUUUAUUUUUAAUCACACACAUAUUCAUUCUGCACUAAGAACUACUAGAAAUGGAAUAUGGGUCCACAGGUACUUCUGGUUCACAAGAACACAAGGUGACGUUUGUGUUUCAAUACACAAGCCGCAUUCCGUAGACUCUGUCUUUUACUAAGCUUAUCAGCGUGUAGAGUAUUAGUGAACUGCAUGUGGGACAAUGCUAUUAGUCAUGGUAAAAUACAUUAUAAAAAGCCAAAACAAUAAACAUUACUGCUUUUUUCCCUCUCAGGUAUGUCUGUUAGUAAUUUGUUAAUCAAUAGGCAUUCACCAGCGUGAGCAUAAAACAUUAACACAAAUUAUAGCAUCUCUUUUUCUGUAUUGGUCCGAGUAAGGCAUGUUUGCUUAAUAAUGUCUAAUGGGUUAUAUUUAAUAAAAUCAUUAAACCGCAAAAAGCCAUUACCUGUAUUGAAAUCUACAAGUCAGAAAUGUAUGGCUAUAGCCACAUUAUUUUGGUCAACAAUAAUGUUUAGUUUUACACAGUGGAUAGGUUACUGCUCCAGUGAAAAGCUUGCUCCACUUAAACGUAAAAAAAAAAAGAAAAAAGAAAAGAACUUAAAAUAUUAGCAUUCUUAGUGUCAUUCUUUAUAGAAAAGCAAUACAAUCCUUACACUGGAAUAACAGCUUUGUAAAUCAGGCCUUAAGUUCAUUUUGCACAGGAUUAAAUUAAAACAUUCUUUUUUAAGACUUUUUGCAAAACAUUCUGCCAGACAUUUGUGUGUGUGUGUGUGUGUGUGUGUGUGUGUGUGUGUGUG